UAUUUCCCUUUUUUUCCUUCUGAUUUCAUCUUGCUCGCCAUCAUUGGCAUUGCUGAGGUACGCUCUUCAACUUCUCAUCUGACGUUUGUUGCUUUCUCAAAUGAUCUAUGUGCAUGCGGUGUGUUUAUGACAUUUUCGUGUGAAAGAGACGAAACUUGAUCUUUGUUAAUUGGCAUAGUAGAAGCUGGGAGGAGCUAUUCUUCAUGUAUUGGUGUCGUUUUCUCAUAGUUGUGUGGGAAAUUUCACAUUUUGAAACCAUCAAGAAGAAUGAUGGACAAUUCGGUUUUUCUUUAUCUUACCGCUUUUCUUUAUACCUGGGUUUGGAUUUGCAAUAAAUGCUGCAAUUUUUUUUUUUACUUUUUUUUUAUUUCUGAAUUAACAAAUAGACGCUGUAAAUUUACUUACUGUGCAGAUCAUGGUUGAUCCUUGCUUGAGUAACUUUUGUGGAGGAUUGGAAUCAGCGAUUGUGAAAUACUUUUGGAAAAAAUUAAAGACACACACUUCUUAUUUUAUAUAUUGUAAAAAGAAAUUUGAGAAAUUCAAACAGCAGUUUGAUCAUUUAAAGGCCAUCAGGGAUGGGACACAACAAAAAGUAGAGGCAGCUAAAAGGAACAAUGAAGUUAUCAGCGAUGAAGUCAACUUGUGGCUAAACGAUGUGCUUGAACUGGAGGAGAAGUUUAAUAAUAUCGAAAACAACUUCAACAGGAUAGUAAGGGAUGAGAAAUGUUGCAUCCCUAAUUUGGCGCCUCGUUAUAAGGUCGGAAGGGACGCUACCAAGAAAAAGGCCGAAGCAUCAGAACUUCUAGAUAGAAAGAACUUCCAGGUUUUUUCUCAUACUAUUGAUCCAUCAAAUCUUGGUCAUUCUUCGAACAAAGACUUUGUGAGCUUUGGCGCCACCAAUGAGGCAAUGCAAAAGGUUAUCGAUGCACUGAAUGAUGAUAAAGUGAAUCUGAUUGGAAUAUAUGGCAUGGGUGGUGUAGGCAAGACUACAUUGAUGGAAGAAGUAGGCAGAAAGAUGAAAGAAGCAGAAAUAUUUCAUGUGGUAAUAGAUGUUGUUGUGUCACAUAAUCCAAACAUAGCUCAGAUCCAACGCGAUAUUGCUGAUCAACUGGGCAUGCGUGAAUCCUCAAAUAAGAUGUUGACCACUAGGUUGAAGCAGGAGAAGAAAGUUUUGAUAAUGCUGGAUGAUGUUUGGGCACGACUGGAGCUAGUUAAGGAAGUUGGGAUUCCAUACCGAGAACACAAGGGUUGUAAAGUGAUGCUUACCUCCCGCAAAGCUGAAACAUGUAAUGUAAUGGAAGCUGAUGUCUCAGUGGAAGUUGCCAACUUGUCCGAAGAAGAUUCAUGGCAACUUUUCAGAAUGAGAGCAGGACAAGUUGCUGAAUCUGAUGGCAUAGAACUGGUUGCAAGAAAGGUAGCACGAGAAUGUUGUGGUUUGCCGCUGGCAAUUGCUGUAGUGGGAAGGGCAUUACGAUCUUACAAGGAUGCAAGUGCUUGGGAAGAUGCCUUGUCCCAACUCAAGCAAUCCGUUCCUUUACACAUGGAAGAGCUAGAGGAAAAAUUGUUCAAACCACUAGAACUAAGUUAUCAAAAUCUGAAGACUGCUGAACUAAAACAACUGUUUCUCUACUGCUGUUUGUUCCGUGAGGACUAUGACAUCAGUGAGGAUGAAGUAACUCAAUAUGUAGUGGGAGAGAAUUUAUUGAGUAAUCUCUCCACUUUAGAAGACGUACGCGGCAGAGUGCAUUUUUUGCUCCAGAAACUGAAACUUUCAUGUUUAGUGCUUGAUAGUAAGAAAGCCGGGUGUGUGAAGCUUCAUGAUGUGGUGCGAGAUGUAGCUAUAUAUAUUGGCUCCAAGGACAACAACCAUUUUCUUGUUAAAGCUGGACUUGGCCUUAGAGGUUGGCCGGAGUGCAAGAACUUAGCAGAUUGCAAGCGAAUUUCACUCUCAAACAAUUUCUUACAAAAAUUUCCCGAAAAACCAAAUUGUUCCAAACUAAUUCUGUUGUUGCUGAAUAUGAACCCAAUUACUAGUGUGCCAGACAAUUUCUUUGAAAACAUGGCCACACUAAAUGUUCUUGAUUUUAGUAAUACGGACAUUACUUCUUUACCUUCCUCAUUGACAUGCUUAAAAUGUCUAGGAACUCUCCGUUUAGACAGAUGUAAAUGGCUGAUCGAUAUAAAUGUUGUCGGGGAACUAAAGACUCUCAUAAUACUUACCUUGCAGGAAUGCAGAGGUAUUAGUGCAUUACCGGAAAGUCUAUAUUGUCUGGUUAAGCUAAAGCUUUUGGACUUGUCGAAUUGCACAAUGCUGCAGAUACCCAGAAAUUCGAUACACAAGUUAACUCAACUCGAAGAACUUUACUUGAGAGGCUACAAUGUGACUGAAGCACUACUAGUUGAGGUUGCAUCUUUGAAAAGCUUGGUCAGGGUUGAGUUGUAUGUCAAGUACGCUAAAGAUUUUUCUGAACAAAUUAUUCCGGCCGAUUCUUACAAAGUCUUGCGCCACUUCAUUAUAUAUAAUGAGUCAGAUCGGUUUUCACUGGCUUCUAAAUACCAGAGAAACAUUUUUAUAAAGCAAGCAAACCAUUCGAUGAUCAGUUGGGGUAAGCCUUUUCUCAGGAGAGCCGAAGAAUUGAGGCUCGAUAGUUGCCAGUGGAAUUUCACAGAUCUGAUACCCUUAGAGAACUUGUCUUGCUUUGCCACUCUGAAGUCUUUGCUCAUUGUGAACUGCCGUCAAAUCCAAUGUCUUCUACGGUCAACUGAUGAUACUCCAUCGAAUGCAUUUGGCGAGCUCAUGAAGCUAACCCUUUUGGACAUGGAGAAGCUGGAACAGGUUUGUCAUGGCCAGCUUCCUGCUCAUUCACUCGGAAAAUUAAGAACACUUGAAUUAAGAAGGUGCAGAAACAUUAUUGACAUUUUGCCACAAGACUUGCUUGUGAGAGUGCAUCAAAGUCUAGUAGAGCUUCUUCUUGAAGGAUGUCCCGGGCCACAUGUACUGCUAAAUUUUGAAGGGCUUGGGCAUGAUUCCGUUAUCUUUCCGAAACUGCAAAUGAUACGACUAUCUCAGAUGUCGAAUCUAAUCAGUUUCUGCAAUGGAGUUGUUCCUCUUGGAAGCUUGCAUAACCUCACUACUUUUGAAGUUGUUAAUUGUAAAAAGUUAUUGAAUCUGUUCUCGCAGACAUUGGACGCAACUCAUUCACGAUUACUACCAUCUGAAACUUUUAAGAAAUUGAAGCAACUACAGAUAAUGGGAUGCCCAUGCCUCAAACAUGUUUUCUUGCCAAGCAUUGCAAAUGAGCUUCAUAGCCUAGAAAGAUUGGAGAUAAAUAAUAACGGCUCCAUUGAGACUAUUAUCGCUGACGAAGAUGGUUGUGAUUUGAAGAAGGGGGCUUUCCCCAUGCUCAAGAAAGUGGUGUUCAUCAAAUUGCCCAGGCUAAGAUAUUUCUUCGAAGGAGAACCGACAAAAAUCUUGGAUUGGCCAUCAUUAGAGUACAUCCACGUCGUUGAGUGUUGGAACCUAGCAAGACUGCCCAUUGAACGUGGGAGCUUCCAGAAGUUGGAGAAUGUGCAUUUUGUAAGAUUUGACAAUGUCAACUGGUUCAAAACAUUAAAAUGGGAAGAUCAUACAACCAAGUCACGCUUUGACAUCAUUCAAUCCAUCAAUGAAGUCAAGUAGACUCCAACUUUGAAAGAUGAAUUCUUUUUGUGAAGUGUGAUGAUUCUUCUUGCUCUCUUACAAGAUUUGGCAGCCAUUUAAAUCUCUAGAUUUGUGUUUUAAAAUUGGGUG
This is a messenger RNA of Zingiber officinale, 3790 nucleotides long. Its product is annotated as probable disease resistance protein At4g27220. The coding region runs from base 416 to 3679 and encodes 1087 amino acids. Lineage: Eukaryota; Viridiplantae; Streptophyta; Magnoliopsida; Zingiberales; Zingiberaceae. The record is from RefSeq and is a predicted model, not a curated record. Gene Ontology annotation, molecular function: protein binding; ADP binding. The transcript has 2 exons.